Messenger RNA from Ustilago hordei, 363 nucleotides. RefSeq lists its product as uncharacterized. The transcript has 3 exons. NCBI's taxonomy places the organism in Eukaryota, Fungi, Basidiomycota, Ustilaginomycetes, Ustilaginales, Ustilaginaceae. The record is from RefSeq and is a predicted model, not a curated record. The coding region runs from base 1 to 363 and encodes 120 amino acids.
AUGGCUUCCUUCAAAUCUCUUCUGCUUGGUUUGAUGCUGGCCCUGAUGGCCGCAUAUAACGCUUCGUGCUACAUUCUCGAAAACGAAGCAGUCAUCUGGAGGGCUGGCGAAACGUUGGAGGAAGGGGUCCAAAGGCUCAAAGGCAUGGUUCUAGAGGUCACCAAUGAUGGUAAAGCGGUUUCGAGUGAAAGCCCAGAUCUAUUCUUUCACGAGUUGAACUCGGUCGGAAGACUUGAUGUAGGGCAGAAUACGCUCCAAGGUCGAGACUGGAACUCCUGGAUUAACGCUUACAUCACCGAACAAAGGCAAAGACUGCUUCGAGAGCAACAGAACACAGCUCGCAGCGACCGUCCCUCGGGCUGA